Molecule: messenger RNA, 2703 nt
Organism: Stereum hirsutum FP-91666 SS1
Lineage: Eukaryota; Fungi; Basidiomycota; Agaricomycetes; Russulales; Stereaceae
Exons: 5
Coding region: 1-2703 (900 amino acids)
Biological process (GO): regulation of DNA-templated transcription
Molecular function (GO): zinc ion binding; DNA-binding transcription factor activity, RNA polymerase II-specific
Source: RefSeq, a predicted model, not a curated record
AUGGCCGGCGAUCACAAAUGCUCUGUCUGUCAAGCCACUUUCACUCGUCCACAACAUGUCGCCCGCCACAUGCGCUCCCACACGGGCGAUCGUCCGUACAAAUGCCAACAUUGUGGAGAUCAGUUCGCGCGAAGCGAUCUUCUCUCCCGCCACAUCAACAAAUGCCACGCCAACGAGAAACCGCUUGUCACCUCCGCCACGAACCGGCGCAAAGGCACCGCUUCCGCCUCCCGCGCAACAACGUCCAAACAGGCCUGCGACCAAUGCGUCCAGUCUUCUCUUCCUUGUGACGGUGCAAACCCUUGUGCGAAAUGUGUCCACCGUAAAUGUCGUUGCACCUACGUCAAAUUCCACCGCCAAACCGCACCGCAAGGACCGGGUCAUCCUGCCGCGAACGCCCGUGGACCCGGCUCAGAUCCCAACGCAGCUCUCCUCCCUCCUAAUAUCAAUGCCUUACCCACAUUGCCACCAAACUACCGGUUAUCGGAUUCGUUCAUGAUGGGUACCACGCCUGGUAUGAACCCUAAUAUGGGCAUGUACACGAAUCAGUUCCAAUUCCCCAGUGCAGGAGGUGCGCAGGUACAGGGAGGCGCGCCCCAUAUGUAUGCUGCCGUUCCUGGUGGCGUUGGUGGUAUGGGCGUAGGAAACGUGAAUGGGAUGGGGCUAGGGGCCACUGGGAUGGGCGCUGGAGAUAUCAAUCCGCAGGAAAGUUUUGAGGGUGCGGCUGAGUAUGCGGCGAGGUAUAGAGCCCAGGCGGAGAUGUUGAGUCGGGCAGGCAUGAUUCCGUCUGGUACUGCGAAUGCUGCCGGUGGGAGGAACGCCUAUGGCGGACAACAAUGGACGAAUGGAAUGGAUUACACCCGCGAUAACGACACAUAUUCUUAUACUAAUCCCUCGGACGACCCUAAUGGCAACGUCGGCUACCAGCCCUUCGCCUACCUCCUCGACCAAAACACGAACACGAACACCAACCCGACCUCAAACUCGAACCACCGUCGUGGUGCCUCCGGUUCAUCUACCAACUCCGCAUCUCACGGUCGUUCCCUCUCCCAACCUUCCUCCGCCGCAUCGUCGAGCCAACACCUCCCUCUCCCCGCAGACCAUUACUCGCAGUACUCCUCGUCCACUUCCGAUUCGGAUUCGCACCAUCGACCGCAUUCGUCGGCGAGUUCGCAGAGUCAGGGACAGAGCCAGGGAAGUCAUGGCCAUGGUGGACAGGGGAGACCCCAGACCGCCGAUUCGACGAAUCCCGAUGGUUUCCAUUCUGCGUUCGGGCUCAUGUCUCUCGACGAUCCUGCCGUUUUGGCCGGAUUAUCCUCCGGUACUCCCUUCUUCGAGAGCUUGAUGAACGCCGCCGCGCAGGCCCAGUCUCCCGGCGGCGGUGGUGGCGGUGGGAAUGGUUUAGGUGGAGGUGGCGGGGGUGGUGGUCAGGGUGCCAGUUGGGCGGAUGGAGUGACGCCGAGAGGGGAGAAUGGGAUGCCGUUGAAUACGCCGAGUUCGUUGAAGGAGUUGAAGGAGAUGUGGAAACAGUAUAUGCGGACGCCGCUCUCGGGUCCUUCGCUCGCUCCGUUGGCGACACCCUUGGCCCAUUCGACGUCGGACCAACAGGGCCAGUUAGGGGAGCUUGGGAUGAUGCAGAGGACGAGUCCGAAAAGGGAGAGAGGGUUGCCGAGGGUGGCGAGUAUGCCGAGCGUGAAGACGCCCGGAGUCGGUGCCGUUGGUGGCUGGGAUGGACGGAACAAUAACGGCAACAAUCCGAACGGCGGUGGAUCGCAGCUGAGAGGAACGAUCCACAAUCCUGAAGACCUCCGCUCGUACGAACAAGCCGUCCUCGCGCGCAAAACCCCCCUCAACCUCAAUUUCCCACCGACACGACGCGCGGGGACCGUCUCUGUUUCUUCCGGGUCUGGUGUAGGGACCGGUACGGGGCUCGGCGGCGGUGUAGGCACUGGAGGAUCGGGAAGCGUCGGGUCUGGUGGUGGUGGGAGCGGCGGCAGUGGAGACGACAAGAGCUUGAGCUCGAGUCCUCAGCAUCCCCCGAGUGGGUUGCCUAGGCAUGUCCAGCAGGCGAUGGGCAUGCACGGUCAUGUCCUCGGACAUGGACACGGACAUCAGGUCGCGGGGAUGGAGAUGAGCAGGCCAAGUAGUUCAAGCUCGACGACGUCCAGCCUCGCUCAUGCGUUUGGACAACAUGCCGCUGGGGCUGGAGGAGCUGGAGGAUCGGGGAGCGAUGGGACUGGAUCGCCGGCGCCGUUACCCGCUAUCGGUGUUGGUGUUGGUGCUGGUGCUGGUGGACCGUCGGCGUCGCCUGCUAUGGCUCAUGCUCAACAUCAACAUCACGAUCACCAUCCUGCCGCUGGUCUGCUCGAUGAAGGCCUGCGACCGUCGUUCAAACGUCUUCCCUCGCAGACUCUGGGCCCAGAGUACUCGAAGAGAGCUGCCGUUGGGUACGGAGGGGGUGGUUAUAUCGAUGACGGGGAUGAGUACGAUGGUGAGGAUGGGGAUGGAGGGUCUUAUGGAGCAGGAGGCAGGCCGAUGGGCCCCCCGGCCGUCCCGAGGAAUGUGGUGGGUGGGGGGUAUCCCGGUGCGGCGGGAGGGUUUGGGGAGCGGACGAGGAGGAUGAGUGCGCCGACGAGUGGGGCGAGUGGGAUGGUGUUCGGGGUGGGCGGGCAUGGUCAGGAGGGAAAGGUCGUUGGUGCGUGA